AUGUCUGGCCCGCGCCUAGCUCUCGCGGUGUCGAAGGCUGGUGGUCUGGGGUUCAUUGGCCCCGGCGCGAAACCUGAAGACACUGCUAAAGACCUUAAGACGGUGCGUGAACUGCUUAGGGAGAUACAGGAAUCCACCUUUCCAGACUCAUAUCGAUCUGGGAACGUAUUACCUGUGGGUGUUGGGUUUCAGCUCUGGAACGGAGAUCUUCAGUCAGCAGCCAAAGCCGUAGGAGAACAUCAUCCUUGCGCUGCAUGGCUAUUCGCACCUCGACACGGACAAGAAGAGUUGGACGAAUGGACGGCUCGUCUUCGGGAGGCGUCUCCUGGUAUUCAUAUCUGGAUCCAAACCGGAACCUUGAAGGAGAGUGAAGAGGCUGCGAAAAGUGCUCAUCGACCAGAUGUGUUGGUCAUCCAAGGCACAGAGGCAGGUGGCCACGGAAGAGCAACAGAUGGCAUGGGCAUCAUGACGCUCUUCCCAGAAGUCGCAGAUCACGUCCGUGAUUCGGGUAUGUCAUUGAUAGCUGCCGGGGGAAUCGCCGACGGUCGCGGUAUAACUGCUGCACUGGCCCUUGGAGCGCAUGGCGUGGCUAUGGGUACUCGCUUUCUCGCAUCAACCGAAGCCCGUAUCAGCAAGGGUUAUCAGGACGAGGUUGUACGCGCCACGGACGGUGCUCAAAGCACUACUAAAACCAUGCUAUACAAUCAUCUACGAGGCACGAUGGGUUGGCCCGAGCAAUAUAGCCCGCGCGGCAUCACGAACAAAAGCUGGCACGACCACCAGGCGGGUGUCUCGUUUGAGGAAUUGAAGAGACUUCAUGAUGAAGCUGAGAAGUCGGGAGAUGCAGGAUGGGGUCCGGAAGGAAGACUGGCUACGUAUGCUGGGGCUGCGGUCGGCCUUGUGCAUAGUGUUGAGGAUGCUGAAAGUCUGGUGAAGCGGCUGCAGGACGAGGCAAAAGCGAUAAUCAGAAGCUUGCACGAUGAUGCUUGA
Messenger RNA from Alternaria atra, 990 nucleotides. RefSeq lists its product as uncharacterized. NCBI's taxonomy places the organism in Eukaryota, Fungi, Ascomycota, Dothideomycetes, Pleosporales, Pleosporaceae. The transcript has a single exon. Gene Ontology annotation, molecular function: nitronate monooxygenase activity. The record is from RefSeq and is a predicted model, not a curated record. The coding region runs from base 1 to 990 and encodes 329 amino acids.